Rotaria sp. Silwood1 is the source of this 281-nucleotide messenger RNA. The record is from the annotation of a GenBank genome assembly. NCBI's taxonomy places the organism in Eukaryota, Metazoa, Rotifera, Eurotatoria, Philodinida, Philodinidae.
UUGGAAAUGCCAGUCUUCAAAGUAGUAUUAUCAUCAUGAGAUAUGGUCGCAUUUAUCGAGGAGAUAAGGUGAUGCAUGCUCAAUAUUUUGGAGCUAUCGGUGCAAUAUUAUAUAAUGAUCCAGCUGAUUAUGCUCCAUUUGGAACAACAUCUGAUCAAGUUUAUGAUCAAAAGUGGUUUAUGCCUCCAAGUGGUACACAACGAGGAACAUCCUAUAAUUCGAAAGGUGAUCCUUUGACACCUAUAUAUCCAUCAACAGGUUCCAUCAUAUUUCAACAAUGA